AUGAUUACACGGCUCGCGAGGCCCAGAGCGUCCUCCCUUGCCGUACCAAAGCCGAACUUCCGCCGCCGAACGCUGUCAACGUCUACCAUCCUACGGACUGGCUCGAAACGAACUUCCGACUUCACCUCCGGCUUCUCGAGCAGCUAUGAUCCGAACGAAGAAGGACGAGGGCCCAUGUUCGAUAACAAGAGUUCCUUUGGCGUUCCUCAGUUCUAUCCACGAGAUCUGAAGAAGCGUGUAGACGAGUACGUCGUUGGACAAGACCGGGCGAAGAAGACAAUAUCUUCUGUCAUCUUCAAUCACUACCAGAAUGUCCGUAGGCGGCAACAUGAAGAGGAGAGGGCAAUCAAAAGAGAGGAGAAGAUCAUGCGCCAGACUAUUGCGCGUGACAGGAAUACGAGAGAGCGGGACACUCAUCCUGUUGAAGGUUGGCACCAUCCGACACUCACCUCCCGCCAGCACGAUAACGUUGACAUACCCGAAGACGAUUACCCUGGACACCACGAUUCCAUACAGCAUAUGCACCAAUCGUGGCAACAAACCGAGCAACCUGUUGACUUUUACAUACCCGAAGAUGAAGGCCAUACACCAGCGGUUAAGAUUGAUAAGAGUAACAUUUUACUCAUCGGCCCCACUGGAGUGGGCAAGACAUAUAUACUCGAAACACUGAGUAAAAAGAUCAAUGUUCCCUUCACAAUAUGUGAUUGCAAUUCGUUCACACAAGCCGGAUACAUAGGCCAGGAUGUCGAGACAUGUAUCGAGCGCUUGCUAAUAGAGUCGAAUUAUGACGUGAGAGCAACCGAGCAUGGCAUUGUUGUGCUCGAUGAAUUCGACAAGAUUGCGAGGCGCGAAACUACGAAUGGGAGAGAUGUCGGCGGUGAAGGAGUGCAGCAAGCGCUCCUGAAGCUCAUCGAAGGCACAAAGGUCACGGUGAACGUGAAAGACAACCGCUCGUCUUCCUCCUCACGAUCGGCAAGUCCCAUAAUAACGAACUAUACUGGACCCGGUUCUUCCUCCUCUAGUUCGGGACCUCAAUCAGCGCCGCCUCCAUCAGGCAAGGUGGACCAAUACACUAUCGACACCUGCAACAUCCUGUUCGUCAUGUGCGGUGCUUUCGUUGGGCUAGACAAGGUGAUUCUCAACCGGGUAUCGAAACCAGCAAUGGGCUUUGGAUCCGAGUUACGGAAUCGAUCAACGUCUAGCAACAAACCCGACCUACCACCAAAACUGUUCAAUCACCUACCUCACCGACCCCCAAACGCUGAAAAUGCAUCAGCUCUCACGGCUCUUGACCUCACAGCCCCAGAAGACCUACAGGGUUUCGGUUUCAUCCCAGAACUCAUCGGUCGUGUACAUAACAUCGUGGCCCUCUCACCACUCUCGCAAUCCGACCUCCUCCGCAUCCUCACCGAGCCUCGAAACUCACUUGUGGCGCAAUACACGGCGCUGUUCGAGACCUACCCCUCCACCCUCUACUUCACGCAGAAGGCCUUGCUGGCCAUUGCGGAACGGGCAGAAAAGGCUCGAACGGGGGCCCGGGGACUGAAGAUGGAGAUGGAGCGGGUGCUGGCCGAAGCCAUGUUCGAUGCGCCAAUACACUAUGUGCUCGUAACGGAGAAGGCCGUCCGAGGCGAGGAGAAAGUCGGGUACUGGGGCAAAGGCGGGCGCUUUGAGGUCGAGCGUCGUAUCCGCGAGGAAGAUGGUCUCGCCAGGGUUCCCGGACAAGAAAAGGACGGCCGCGAGAUCGUGAAUAGUCUUGGACAAUAUCGGGAGGCAGGGCAGAGUGGCGCGUGA
Molecule: messenger RNA, 1794 nt
Organism: Anthostomella pinea
Lineage: Eukaryota; Fungi; Ascomycota; Sordariomycetes; Xylariales; Xylariaceae
Source: the annotation of a GenBank genome assembly